UGGGGCGGGGCAAAGUGGAGGUGGAGAGGGCCACCGGUGCGCCGGGGCGUGUCUGAGCGUCUACACAAAAGGCGGCAGAAACGGAGGCGCCGCACUCUGCCGAGGAUCCCGAGCGAGGUUUUUGGUUCGGCUGGUUUUGGUUGUGCUAGUGCUCCCGCUGUUGCCAAGUCGCCAGGAUGCGGGACGCAGUCUGGAUGGUCAUCACUGUUUGCUGCACCGCGGGUGCCAUCAACGCGUUGGCUUGUGGGAACGUAGCGAUGCGGGGGAAAGCCACCCAGUCCAGCACCGGCGGUUACGCAACUGCAGACAAAGCGAUCGAUGGAUCUCGGGACGGCGACUACCACCACGGUUCGUGCACCCACACCCGAUCGGAGCCGCAGCCGUGGUGGAGUGUUGACCUGUUCGCGCAGGAAAGUGUGCUCUCGGUGAAGAUCACCAACAGGGCCGACUGCUGCUCCAAGCGGUUCAAGGACGUGACGGUCCAUGUUGGCAAUGCAUUGAAACACCUCGGCGGACAAAACCCAGUGUGCGGGACGAUCUCCUCCCUGAAGGCCGGGGAGACCGCCGUCCUCGACUGUCACGGGAUGCUUGGGCGCUUUGUUGACGUGGUGACCGGCCACCACAUUCUGACCCUAUGCGAAGUGGAAGUGUACGCGCGUGAUUGUGGGGCGAGGGGCGAAUGGCGCGCAGUCCAGCAUCCUGAAUGAUACCAUGUUAAUCUAAUCGUCUCUGCCCGCACGACAUCCAUAUCCCCCCAUCCCCUGCCUGUCUCUGCGCUUAUCCAAUACCUAUCGUAUCUGCUCCACCACCACCCUUGGCAAUGCGUUCCAGGUCGGUCCCUGAAGCUGUCCACCCUUUUCCUGUAGGUAAUACUUUCAAAUACAGACAUGACAAUGUUAGACCUCCUCUGCACCCUUUCCAAACCCUCCACAUCCUUUCUGUAAAGGGGCGAACGGAACUGCACGCAAUAUUACAACUGAGGCCAAAACAAAGUUUUGUAAAGCUGUAACUUAUCUUCCUGGCUCUUGUCCUGAAUAAAAUUGUGAAGCAU
Molecule: messenger RNA, 1051 nt
Organism: Leucoraja erinaceus (little skate)
Lineage: Eukaryota; Metazoa; Chordata; Chondrichthyes; Rajiformes; Rajidae
Product: fucolectin-like
Exons: 4
Coding region: 177-707 (176 amino acids)
Source: RefSeq, a predicted model, not a curated record